CCCACCAGAUGGUGCUGGAAGCCAAGUCAGAUCAGGACCGAAAGACUUGGUCAGCAGCGGCACACAAUCAGGCAAACAGUGCGGGUGGCACUGGAGCGGCGGCGGUUGACCACCAUUCCUGGGCCUUUGGCAGAAUGCCCUACGUGUUUGUCCGGGAAAAUGCCAUCAAGUAUUGGUGCACCGUCCAAGGCCUCAGUCACAACGAGGUUCGGGUUCUGGCCGAGAAGGUCCAAGAUCAGCCAGAGCAUCACGACGACCGCCAGAAGCGGGCCGAGUUCAGUUUGCCCACCUGGAUCAUUCUGAACGCCCUCGAGCUCAUGGGCUUCAAAGUGGUCACUUCCGGUCCUUACGUGACCGGCACCGCCAAACACGAUCAGCGCGAAUUUGUUUGGACGUUACACAAGGCUCACGACGAGUGGGAGUCCAGUUCAAAGUGAAUCAUGCCGACAAUAAUCAUAUAACAUAUAAUUAUCCGCCCCUGUUACUCCGUCACUCACUCGUUGGAGGAGGGCGCCCUCUGCUAGCUGCCAAUAUCAAUAGUACCAAUACUUCGUCAAGGGGUGGGGGUGAGGGGAAAUAUGGGCUAUAGGAGAACAAGCGUGUCAGUUGAUCUUGUAUUUUUUCCUCUGUAAAAGCAACAUGGAUUGUGGCCAUCUAGCUUUGCGUGAGAAUGACAUUCCGUCAUAAUAUUCGUUAAGGAUAAUCUCCAUUUCACAUGAUGACCCCUUUCAGAACACCACCCGGGGUAUAUCAGGGAGUCAGAAAGAGACAGACAGGCAGGAGCUGGGGGAAGAGGAGGAGGAGGAGGCGGAAAACGAGAAGGGGAAGAAGGAGGAAGAGGGGACCACCACCACCCCUGGCCUCAUUGGCAAGUUUAGUGUCCGUGGGUGAAAGUACGUAGUAGAUGACUGAUCUUUUCCCGAUCAAGAUCCAAGCACUCACUUGACGUUAUGAAGAAGGGGUCUCAUUGAGACCGGGAGGCAAAGGUGGGCAGGGAGAAGAGGGUUGGUGGGUUGGCUAUUUCUUGCCGGAUACCCUGAUUGAAAGUCAUUAGCUUACAACAAGAUGAAGGCGGUUCCAUUUGCUCGAGUAUCUCCUGCCAUUCAGGAGCUUGACCGAGCGAUUAAACUAAGAUGAUCGUCUUGAUCAUCUACACACUAGCUCCUCCUAUGUUCAUAAUGCAUCGGAACACGGUCCAGGAAAUGGAACAAAUGGCCAGAACAUCAGACAAGGAACAGGAAGGGGGAGGAUGAAGAGGAAGAGGAAGAGGAAGAAUAAUAAUAAGAAGAAGAAGCAGAUGGAGAGGAGUCAGAUUCACGCCUAAUAAUACGAGAAGUAGCCGCCAUAAUAGAAAUAAUACUAAUGCUAAUGUCAAUGCAAACAAGACCGAAAGGCCCUCCAGGCCCACCACAGACAGCCUGCCUCAGUCUCUCUCCUGAGCGGUCCCUCCGUUUCCCGCAUAAUAUUCAUAACUUGCUAUUGUUUACCGUGUACUCAACCACCGAAUAAGGUUCUUUUUUCUUCUGGGGAAGGCUGGGAUAUCCUAAACCCAAGAUUGCAUAAGUGGCCAAAACAAAAGAUUGACGACGUCAAAUGACAAAGAAGAUUACAGCCAAGCGCGAAUCCAAUGGUACUACAACAAUUUCUAGCCAAUUAUUGCUAAGCCAAUAACAAUUCAUGACUAGACUCUUCUAGUGGAAAGCAGAUGAACAAUUGCACUUGCCGGCGCAUCCAGACUCAAUAAAACAUACGUCUCAUGUUGGUUUGCCAAAAAAAUACAUUUGAGAAGGAUUCGAGGCGUCUUUGCAUUCUGUAGCCCAUGAACAAAUUUUAGUAUCAGUAAACAGACCUCGUAACAUGUGACAAGAAAAAAGAACGAGCAACGCUGAUAGCUGUAAUGCCGUCUUGCUCCCAUGUUGAAUAAAAGGCAACAGCAACAGCAGUAACAACAACUACAUCAAUGACGACGACGGAGGCGGUGAUCAUAAAAAGUGUAUAAAACUAUUUUCAACAAUAGAAAAACUGAAAUCAGCAAAAAAAGUUGACUAGGAAACAGAGAAUGCUAGAGGGGAGAAAGGCUGAGUUCACGACCUUGAGUGAUUGUGCUUCAAUUUGAAAUAUAUGACUAACUAUUAAACCCACCCAAUCCUCCAAAAUGAUGAUACAUGGAAUGUGAGUACUUGUAUGGUUGACAUGAACAA
Tigriopus californicus is the source of this 2201-nucleotide messenger RNA. RefSeq lists its product as uncharacterized. The record is from RefSeq and is a predicted model, not a curated record. The transcript has a single exon. NCBI's taxonomy places the organism in Eukaryota, Metazoa, Arthropoda, Copepoda, Harpacticoida, Harpacticidae. The coding region runs from base 9 to 437 and encodes 142 amino acids. Gene Ontology annotation, biological process: negative regulation of biosynthetic process.